This is a messenger RNA of Melozone crissalis (California towhee), 1957 nucleotides long. It is a transcript of the gene TUBE1, whose product is annotated as tubulin epsilon 1. Gene Ontology annotation, molecular function: GTP binding; structural constituent of cytoskeleton. The transcript has 12 exons. Lineage: Eukaryota; Metazoa; Chordata; Aves; Passeriformes; Passerellidae. Gene Ontology annotation, biological process: microtubule cytoskeleton organization; mitotic cell cycle. Gene Ontology annotation, cellular component: cytoplasm; microtubule. Bases 1 to 1428 code for a protein of 475 amino acids. The record is from RefSeq and is a predicted model, not a curated record.
AUGACCCAGUCGGUGGUGGUGCAGGUGGGACAGUGCGGGAACCAGGUGGGAUGCCGUUUCUGGGACCUGGCGCUGCGGGAACACGCCGCCGUCAACAAGAAAGGAAUUUAUGAUGAAGCCUUAAGCAGUUUCUUUAGGAACGUAGAUCCGAGAAGUGGUGAUAAUGGUCCUGAUAUUUACAGAGGAAAAAUCUGCUCUUUAAAAGCACGAGCGCUGUUGAUUGACAUGGAGGAGGGUGUGGUAAAUGAAAUUCUACAGGGACCAUUGAGGGAUGUGUUUGAUAGCAAGCAGCUUAUCACAGAUGUUUCUGGUUCAGGAAACAACUGGGCUGUAGGUCAUAAGAUAUAUGGCUGUCAGUACCGGGAAAACAUAGUGGAAAAGCUGAGAAAAACUGCUGAACAUUGUGAUUGUCUACAGUGUUUCUUUAUAAUUCAUUCCAUGGGAGGUGGGACAGGAUCUGGUCUUGGAACUUUUGUACUAAACUUGCUUGAGGAGGAAUUCCCAGAAGUAUAUAGAUUUGUUACUUCAGUUUAUCCUUCUGGUGAAGAUGAUGUUAUUACUUCUCCAUAUAACAGUGUUCUGGCUAUGAAGGAGCUUAAUGAACAUGCAGACUGUGUGCUACCAAUAGAAAAUGAAUCUCUGUUUGAGAUAGUUAAUAAAAUUCAUCAGAUGACCAAUUCUGGGAAGUUUGGAUCAACUGUGAAGCAAAACAGCUUGGUAACAUCAAGUGCAGGCAGUGCAAAAACAGUACCUGAGAAGCCAUUUGAUGCGAUGAAUAACAUCGUCGCCAACUUGCUGCUGAACCUGACCAGCUCUGCUAGAUUUGAAGGUUCCCUAAACAUGGAUCUUAAUGAAAUCAGCAUGAAUUUGGUUCCAUUUCCUCGACUUCAUUAUUUGGUUUCAAGCUUGACUCCUCUGUAUACACUGGCAGAUGUUAAUGUUCCUUCUAGAAGGUUGGAUCAGAUGUUCUCAGAUGCGUUUAGCAGAGAUCAUCAACUAAUUCGAGCAGAUCCAAAGCACAGCCUCUACCUGGCCUGUGCACUUCUUGUUCGAGGAAAUGUGCAGGUUUCAGACCUUCGCAGAAAUAUUGAAAGGUUGAAGCCUUCUCUGCACUUUGUCUCCUGGAAUCAAGAGGGCUGGAAGACUGGUUUGUGUUCAGUACCUCCUGUGGGUCAUUCCCAUUCCCUUCUGGCUUUAGCAAACAACACCUGUGUAAAACCGACUUUCAUUGAACUCAAAGACAGAUUUAUGAAGCUCUACAAGAAAAAGGCUCACCUUCACCAUUAUCUGCAAAUAGAUGGGAUGGAGCAAAGCUGUUUUUCAGAAGCUAUAUCCUCUUUGUCUGACCUAAUAGAAGAGUACAAUGAAUUGGAUGCUACAAAGGGUGGGCCUAGAAUAGAUGCUUCAAGACUGAAGAUAGCUGUUUAAAGAAGGAAGAACUGAUUUAAAAAAAAAUAACAAAUAAGCACUUUCCCUAAACAUCCAGCCACUUCAGUUAACCAGAAUGACUUUCAACAUGCCUGGCUAUUGUAAUUCCAAAGUGGGACCAGCAGAACAGCUUCCUUUCCUCAAGAGUGAUCAUUAAGUGAGGAGCCAUGCCUGUGAGAAAGAUUUGAAGGCACCUAAUUGUGGCUGGUAUCAGUAAGGACAGUAAUCCUAACUGUGGAGUAAAUUGACACACAAUAUGCUGUGAAGAAUAGGAGGAGAGGUUGCAUGUAGCAGCCAAAAAUGUAAUUAUUUUCUCAGACUUUCAACUUCCAGUAAACUAAAGGUUGGUCUUGCUUCAAGGAAGGAUCACCGUUGCUAGAUUUAGUUUUUGACAAGCAACUACGAAGAGAAGAAAAGCCCAUGUAGUCUUUUCAAAGAUGAAAGCAAGUCUCUAAUGAAACUGCUUUCUUACACUUAGCAGUAGACAUUUCAGAAUGCUUGCUCUAAGCUAUGUUUCUCAUUUUGGUAU